AUGAAAACAUUUCCUUGCAACUUGCUUACCGUUCGUGUAAUACGACUGAGGAAUCUCCGCCAGGCUGAUGUCUUAAGCAACUCUGAUUGUUAUGUGACCCUUUGCCUACCGACUGCAACAACUGAGAAGCUGAAGACUAAAACUGUAAAUAAUUGCAAGAACCCUGUUUGGAAUGAAACCUUUUACUAUAGAAUUCAAAGACAAGUCAAGAAUGUGCUAGAGUUCUUUGUGUAUGACUCAGAUGCUGUUACUGAAGAUGAUCACCUUUUCACUAUCAAUUUCGAUGUAGCUCGUCUUCCUGAUAAUGAGAAAGUUCUCAUGACUUUUAAAUGUGAUCCAGAGACACAAGAAGAGCUGGAAGUUGAAUUUAUAGUGGAACCUGCGUGUGGUCCUCCGGAAACACUAAUUACAAAUGGAGUUCUAGUGUGUCGUGAAAUUUGUACACUGGAAGCUGAGGUGGAUCAAAGCAAGCGACAUAAAUCACAGAAAGACCUUUCACUUUCUAUAAAAGGAUCGUGUGAAGGGACACAAACUUUUAAGUUGGGUUCAGAUGCAGUUCUCACACCUCCAAGUCCCACUACGUUCCAUUAUAUCAAGUACAAGGAUCCAUCAUUGAAUGUUAAACUACCAAAGACAAAGCCACGUUAUAACCCUGUAUCGUUCCUGUUCUUGUUCCACCAAGGAAGAUGUUCCAAUUGUGAAGCUGAAUUCCCUGCCUAUGGGAGAGAAAGUGCCAAUAGUGGAAAGCUACAGACUGAGCUAGAGCUAAAAGCAGAGACAGAGACAAAAGACUUAGAUGUUCGCUUGGGAUAUGAUCUGUGUUCACAAGAGCAAGAGUUCUUGUGUAAGCGAAAAAGAAUAGUUGCUCAAGCUUUGAAGCAGGUUCUCCAGCUAGAUUAUGAUUUGCAAGAUCACGAGGUUCCUGUGGUGGCAAUCAUGACAACUGGUGGUGGGACAAGGUCAUACACAACAACAUUUGGCUCUAUGAGAGCACUCAAAAAGCUGAAUCUUAUGGACUGUGUAACAUACAUGUCUGGCUUGUCUGGAACUUCAUGGGCCAUGGCACAUCUAUACAGGGAUGCUUACUGGUCCCAGAACGAUCUACAUGAAAAAAUACAGGAGGCUAAGAAACAAGUGACUAAAAGCAAGUUGGAUAUGUUCACCGCAAACCGUAUGAAAUACUACUAUCAACAGUUGAAUCAAAGGAAACAGGAGGGCUACCCGAUAACUUUUAUAGAUCUCUGGGGACUCAUCAUAGAGUAUUUGUUAAAUGAUGGGAAAGAUAAUCACAGGCUUUCAGAGCAGAAAGAAUCUUUGAUAAAUGGACAAAACCCCCUGCCCAUCUACGUUACUAUUAACAUCAAGGACAAGUAUAGCACUCAAGACUUCAAAGAAUGGCUAGAAUUUACACCCUAUGAGGUGGGAUUUCUGAAGUAUGGAGCAUUUGUGCAUCCUGAGGACUUUGGAAGUGAAUUUUUCAUGGGCCACCUGAUAAAGAAGCUUCCAGAAACCCGGAUGUGCUAUCUUCAUGGUAUGUGGAGUAGCAUAUUUUCACUCAACUUGUUGUAUAUUUGGAAUAGAGUUAACAGUUCAGAAGAAUUCUGGCAUCAAUGGACUCAAGACAAAUUUAUAGAUAUUGAUGAAGACCCACACUUACCUACAAAACCUUAUGAGCUAAAAAGCCGCAUGUUUGUCCCACCUGGAGAUCUAGCCAUGAAACUUCGUGGGAUUUUAACAGAUCGCCUAGCUGUUGCACAGUAUCACAAUUUUCUGAAGGGUUUCCAGAUGCAUGACUGCUACAUGGAGAAUACACAUUUUCAUAGAUGGAAAGCUACUACAUUGGAUUGUUGUCCCAAUCAGCUAACAGAAUAUGACGAUCACCUCGGCCUGGUGGAUGCUGGAUUUUUCAUCAAUACAAGUUGCCCACCACUCUUAAGGCUAGAGAGGAAAGUGGAUGUCAUCCUGCAUUUGAGCUUCAGUGCAGGCUCACAAACAUUGCCUCUAGAAGAUGCUUGCAAGUACUACAAAGAACAAGGGAUCCCAUUUCCAAAUGUUGUCUUAACAGAUGAAGACAAGAAACACCUGAAAGAAUGCUACUAUUUCAAUCAGUCAGAGGCAUCUGGUUGCCCUAUCUUGGUUUUCUUUCCAUUAGUGAAUGAUACUUUCCAAUAUUAUAGUGCACCUGGUGAGAGGCGCUCCGAAGCCGAUAUGGCUGGUGGCAACAUUGACGUUUCCACUUGCAAAACCCCAUAUUCCACUUACUGCCUGAAAUAUUCAGAUGAGGAUUUUGACAAGCUUGUGAACCUAAGUGAAUACAACAUCCUGAAUAACCAGCACCUGAUUUUUCAAGCUUUGCAUGCAGCGAUAGAACGGAAGAGAAAGUGGAAAAAAGAAGCAAGUAGA
Messenger RNA from Notechis scutatus (mainland tiger snake), 2403 nucleotides. The record is from RefSeq and is a predicted model, not a curated record. NCBI's taxonomy places the organism in Eukaryota, Metazoa, Chordata, Lepidosauria, Squamata, Elapidae.